AUGUCGCGGAAUGGCGUCAUUGGCAAGAAGGGGCGAUUGCCAUGGUCAAUUCCAGAGGACUUCUCGUACUUCUUGGAAGCAGUCAAAGGUGACGUUUGCAUCACCGGCCGAAGAAGUUAUGCGGAGUUUGGGUGCGCAAUACCCAGCGCAGGCCUUCACAUAGUGCUGUCCAAGCAGCAGCUACGAUACCCAGAUGCCUUGGUGCAACCUUCCCUGCAAGAGGCGUUGCAAGUGGCGCGCAUGAGGAACCACGUGAAUGUGUGGAUUGCCGGCGGCACGUCCGUGUACCGGGAGUCCUUUGCGCUGGCAGAUGAGCUUUGGGCGACUCAUGUCCACGCGGAUGUGGAAGGUGACGUGUACUUUCCGGCGGGCUGGCAGGAGUAUUUCACCGAGGAGGUCAGCAGACGCAGCAGCUCUGAUUCAAACUUCCAGUACGACUUCGUGGUCUACAG
Symbiodinium pilosum is the source of this 452-nucleotide messenger RNA. The record is from the annotation of a GenBank genome assembly. NCBI's taxonomy places the organism in Eukaryota, Dinophyceae, Suessiales, Symbiodiniaceae.